AUGUCGCCUCAGUUUCCUGGUGCUCCUGUUGAGGCUAUGGCUCAUCAUACCGAGAUGCAGAGCACUAUGCUCUCUCUGUCAGUCUCUCCUACGUCUAUGGAAGGACUUGCGCCGGUUUCUCAUCAGCACGCCGAAACUGCCCUGCAGGGUGAGCAGGAGCAAGGAUCCCACUUUGACAAUGCUUUCUUCGAUCCAGAUGACACAUCAUUUGACAAGCUGCCCACUCAUGUUCCUGAAGACUUUGACUGGGAGACAUUCGAUAAAACAUACAGAGAUUUGCGUGAGCACGGAGCAAAUGUCUUGUUCGAACGCCACAACCUCAUCCCUACUCACAAUGCCCGUGGCUAUGGAAACAUCCAACGUCUAGCUGAUGACCAUGGCGACGAGAGCCAGUACGCUGGAAUCUUCGAAAGGGCAGUUGAGACUCGCAGCAAGGGUCAACUCGAUGCUGAUAUCUGGGGAAAUAUCAUCCAGUCUCCCAUUCCUCCUAGUAUCAAUUCUGUUCUUGAGGAAUCCCCUAUCAAGCAUCACAACAACAUACCCAGAGCCCAUCACAUUGGACGAGGAACUGCGCAUCAUGACGUUGGCAGCUCCAAUGCUCAAGACCACGAACAGACGGACGACAUUUCCAGUUAUGGCAAUCCCUCUGCUCAGCACCACGAUGUCUUAGUCGAGUCCAUCGGUGUUGGCAGUUCCAAGGUCGAAACCCACAAGGAUACAGACUAUGCUUGCACUGGUGGCACAUCUGAUGCUCAUCACGACGUGGAGAUGAUGGAGAGACACACAUCCGAAGGCCUCGAUGCUGGCACUCCCGUCGCUCAAGCCUACGUUCAAGCUGUCGAAGAACCUGCAAAGAAAACCACUCCUCCCCUUGCCAAACAAUCGGAUGGUGGCAGAAGAAGAAAUGGCAAUCAAGGCCAAAACUGUGCUAGGAGCGAGCCAAUUCAUUCGGACUUAUCCGCAGAGAAAGACGAAACGUCCGAAGCACAGUCCUCGUCCCAAAAGAAUUCGGGUGACAGCACUCCUCCCGAGGCAAAUCUUGAGGAACUUAUUGACCCUGCUCUCACCGCAUCGAUUCAGAACAUUGUUCCCAAUUCGGAUUUUGCCAACAUGACCACUCAUCCGGCUCACAAUGCCGAAGAGGCAUACGGAACCCCUGCUGACAGCCAGGAGACACAGCUGGCGUAUCCCUCCGGCAGCCAAGGUGUUACUAAUUCAUCCAUGCAAGAUGAGUCCCAACAACGAUCAAAUGGUUUGGCUGUUCUCGAUCAUCCUACGAAGAACCAGGCACACCGGCCCCCAACCGUGCAACAUUCGCAACAUCGAUCUUUGAGCUCCGCUGCGGCUCGCAAUCAGGUUGACCAAGGCCAGGAACCUCCUGCGCGGGAUAUUGCAAACGAGCAGCAGCAAAUUCAACCCCAACCAGUUAAUUCUGCGAGACCUGCCCAGGGCCAGGCACCUCAAAGCCCACAUGCAUCCAUGGUCUCCGCGGCCCCUUCCAAUGGUCAUCAUAGCAGCGAGGCACACCAGGCCUUAUCGGAGCAAGCCUCGUCUGAUUCAGCUGCUGACAGACGUAAGAAACCGACAGUCGUCGACAAACUAUUUCCGCAAAUCGCUACAAUACCCGGAUUACCAACCUCUCAUGCUCUCAUGAACCCCGAGUGGAGCAGCCCAGAACUACAGACCACCGAAAUACAAACCAGAUUCGCGUCCUUGGAAGAGGCGAUGACUGCGAUCCCCUCUCCCAAAGGACCUGGCCGCGACCCGGAUUUGGUUGUCUCGCAGGCCCAAAAGGUCGCGAUUGUGAACUCUUUUCUGCGGGCAAUGAUGAACCUCAAGGACGUCGAUGACAAGGAAAAAACCAUACUUGUGUGGAAGAACAUUAUACGAAGAAAACCUGUGGAAAUCGAGGUCGCUUGUUGGAACAUUCUCGAGACGAUGAUUGAAUAUCAUCGCACAAUGCCGCUACCCCCUCCAAAAGAGAAGAAGGGGGAAAAUAAAGGACCCAAGGAGAAUGAGGAGGACGAGGAGGACGAAGAGGAAAAAAAGAGGACGAAAGAUCCCGCCAGAACCGGGGCGUUACUUUCCUUCCCGGACAGGGCUGCGGCCAUUGUCCGGAUCUUUCAUGUCAACAAGUCCACCUGCAAGCGGAUGUUAGACUACGGUGCCAAAUACAUCCGCGAAUUUGUGGACACCCCGCUGGAGUGUCUGGUCCGCUGCCGCGCAAACGUUAUUGUCAACGAAACCAAAGGAGGGCAUAUCAAGACCGGAAGGGCCGUCACGGCGGAGAAAGAGGCGGCGAAGGCAAAGGCGGAGGGGAAGGGAAAGGCGAAGGGAAAGGCAAAAGGAAAGGCGAAAGGAAAGGCGAAGGGAAAGGCUGAGGCGGAGGCUGAGGCAGAACCGCCAGUCGGCGGAGAUUCUGCUGAUGAAGCCCAUGAAGUCGAGGACGCCGAGAAGGCCGGAUUUGGCUUUCAGAAAACUGCCACUGUCCAGCAUCAAGACACUUCAGGCCAGCGUGGUCCAUCGUAUGCCUCGUCGGCACGCGGACAGUCAAGCUACUCGCAGGGUUAUUCCAUGCAAGGCCAGAACAGUACCGGACACAACCAAGGCAUGACCUAUCCAGGACAGCGCCAUGGCGUGUCCCAUACCGGAUACAACAACAUUAUUUCCGGCGUGUCCAAUACCGGCCAAAUCCAACGCACAAUCAAUACCGGACAAUUCCAUCCUACAAACACCAGUGGACUUCAUCCAAGCAUGAGCAACAUAGUGAACAUGUUCCCCGUGGAUCAGGCGCUGACCGCCCCUUGUCAUCCCUAUGGAUCACACUCCGGAUAUGACCAGCUCACCAUAUCUCCUGAAUUCAAUGCAACCGCUGCUCCGAAUUCUCGCACUCAGAAUUCUCACACGUCAUCGAUGGAUCCUUAUCUGUGGGCAGCAAGCAUGGGUACGGGUAUGGAGAUGCCGCCACCGCCUCAACACCCCCUUCAACUGCCAACUUAUCGUCAGCCGACUUCGACUUCCAGUUCAAUGGCCGGCCUGAAUCCUGUCGUUUCGAGAACUAUGGGAUCGAACCAUCUGCCGCCAAACAACCAAACGCGCGGCCGCAAGCGAGGAUCAACCGAAACUGGCGCUGAUGAAGACUGCCCUCCUACCAAGAGACGUCGUUAG
Aspergillus pseudoviridinutans is the source of this 3168-nucleotide messenger RNA. RefSeq lists its product as uncharacterized. The record is from RefSeq and is a predicted model, not a curated record. The transcript has 4 exons. The coding region runs from base 1 to 3168 and encodes 1055 amino acids. NCBI's taxonomy places the organism in Eukaryota, Fungi, Ascomycota, Eurotiomycetes, Eurotiales, Aspergillaceae.